AUGCCAGGGUCUUGCCAGCGUCUCCGUUUGCCCUCCCUGACGGCGAUGAUGCGCGCCACACGCGCUUCUACCACCGACUAUACCGCCUCGACGAUACGCAAGGAGCAGCGGCGUGUCGUCAUGAUGGGCGCAGCACGUGUCGGCAAGACUUGCAUCAUUUCACAGUUCCUUUAUGAUAAAUUUCAAACGCGUUACAAACAGACGGUGGAGGAAUUGCAUCGUGGCGAAUAUGAGCUGCCCGAUGGCUCAGCAUUAACGCUGGAUAUUUUAGACACAUCCGGUUCGUAUGAAUUCCCAGCCAUGCGUACCCUGUCGAUAUCAACAGCGGGCGCUUUCAUACUGGUCUAUGCUGUGGAUGACAAGCAAUCAUGGUACGAGGUGGAACGGCUAAGGAAUCAGAUAAUUGCGGCCCGUGGCCUCAAAGUGCCCAUCGUCAUUGUUGGUAAUAAGGUGGACUUAAAUGAAGCCGAACGACAGGUGCAGCAGGAAGUGACCGAAAUGAUUGUGUGCGAAGAUUGGAAAUGCGGCUACAUCGAAUGCUCGGCGAAAGACAAUGUUGGCAUUGUGGAGAUCUUCAAAGAGUUGCUGGCACAAGCAAACAUUCGCUACAAUCUCAGUCCGGCUGUGAGGCGGCGCAGGCAGUCACUACCCUCCUACAGCAGCGCAGCAGCAGGUGCAGCACGCGCCAGCAAGAGCCCAUCACACAAAUACACAUUGAAACGUCACUCAUGCACCAUGACAUGA
Anastrepha obliqua is the source of this 744-nucleotide messenger RNA. RefSeq names its product ras-related protein Rap-2a-like. Bases 1 to 744 code for a protein of 247 amino acids. The record is from RefSeq and is a predicted model, not a curated record. The transcript is spliced from 2 exons. Lineage: Eukaryota; Metazoa; Arthropoda; Insecta; Diptera; Tephritidae. Gene Ontology annotation, molecular function: GTPase activity; GTP binding.